UUUAAUGACAAGAAUACCAUACCACUCAUUCUCUUCUCUUAUUACUUUUUCAUUUCUAAUUUUAUAUUAUUGCUUAUGGUGCUUUUCGUUGCAAGCACCAAGACCGCCGCCACGAUACUCGGGAUAGCUCGCACAAUGUCAACCUCGCCGACCCAGAGCGCCGGCCCACUUGAAAAGCUGAUCCGCCAGCGCAUCCAGGAGCAGUACGCGCCCGUGCAGCUGGAGAUCAAAAACGAGUCUCACAAGCACCGUCACCACGCACCCAUGGAGGGGGUCAGCAGCACGGAAACGCACUUCCACGUCAGAGUUGUUUCGGACAAGUUUGCCAGCCUCACGCUGUUGAAGCGGCAGCGCGGAAUAUACGAGCUGCUGAAGGAUGAGAUGCAGCGAGAGGGCGGCAUCCAUGCACUGUCGCUGGUUACAAAGACGCCCAAAGAGGUUGGCAUUGUCGACGAGAUUUUGACAGAGCAGGUAUAAGGUGAGGAAAGAUGAAUGAGAGCGAUGAACAUGAGCAGGGCGUGCAUAGAAUCCGGGCAAUUGCAGCAGAAAUAAUGUUCUAGUUUGGUUGCCCUUUUUUAACAAUGUGGCAAAUCAAAAAUGAAAUAAAGUUAAUUAUUGCAAAGAUACGAUUUUAACAUCUAAGUCACACCUCUUCCAACACUCUCAUCGCACACAUUUCCCCCAAUACCCAACUCAGCUUUAUUUUCGGCACACUUUUGCAUUGAGCACUUCUUUUGGCACACUCCGGCCGCGACUGCCGCUUCCAGAUGAUUCAUGAUAUUCUGCAUAGCUAUAGGGAUGCAUACAGCGCUUAGAUACUAUACAUGAAGAGCAAUGAUUCGGGUUUACAAAGGUU
This is a messenger RNA of Kickxella alabastrina, 856 nucleotides long. Its product is annotated as bola-like protein-domain-containing protein. The transcript has a single exon. The record is from RefSeq and is a predicted model, not a curated record. Lineage: Eukaryota; Fungi; Kickxellomycota; Kickxellomycetes; Kickxellales; Kickxellaceae. Bases 76 to 477 code for a protein of 133 amino acids.